Saccostrea echinata is the source of this 453-nucleotide messenger RNA. RefSeq names its product cysteine and tyrosine-rich protein 1-like. Bases 1 to 453 code for a protein of 150 amino acids. Lineage: Eukaryota; Metazoa; Mollusca; Bivalvia; Ostreida; Ostreidae. The transcript is spliced from 4 exons. The record is from RefSeq and is a predicted model, not a curated record.
AUGGCGUCGUCCUUAACUUUGGGAGUUUGGUUUUUCCUCCUAUCUUUAGGUCACCAUGUUGCUGAGGCCGGCUAUUACUGCUACUAUUCCUAUUACUAUACCUCCUAUAGAUGUUACUAUAUCUAUACCUAUUAUUUUGGAGCCAGUUCUAUCGCUGGUGUUGUUAUUGGCAUGAUUGUAUUUGUCGGAAUCCUCGUCUUUGUCUGUGUCCUCAUAAAAAAGCAUCAGGCUGCAAGAGCGGGAAGGGUGAACCACAUACCUGUGUCGACAGUCACCACCGUGCACCAAGCACCACCUCCACAACCACAAGGUUAUGGGUAUGGUGGUCCUGGAAUGUCCCAACCAUACAACCCGAAUGCAGGCUACCCUCCUUCUGGUCCCCCUACCUAUCCACCCCCUCCUGGCCCUGGGUCUGGCUACCCGCCACCGAGUUAUCCUCCACCGAAAUACUAA